AUGAUUGGAAAGGUGUGCCUUCUCGCUGUGUGCGUGUCAACAGCUUUCUGUCUGCUGGGUAUUGGCGAGCAGCAGUCGGUGGCGGUAAAAGGACUUGUCCAAUGCAACGGAAAGCCCUACAAUGGUGCCCUGAUCAAGCUGUACGACAAAGAUAAGCUCGGCAAAGAUGACCUGCUCGGCGAUUCGAAGAGUGACAGCUCUGGCUACUUCCAAGCUUCCGGACAUGCUCGCGAGAUCUUCAAAAUUGACCCGAAAUUCAACAUCUACCACGAUUGCAACGAUGGCGAGAAGCCUUGCCAACGCAAAUUCAACGUCAACAUUCCCAACCGCUACAUCAGCAAGGGAAAGAACCCGACUCAGACCUUCGACGCGGGUACCAUCGAGCUGGCCGGAAAAUACCCUGGAGAAUCUCGUGACUGCCUCCAC
Messenger RNA from Mesorhabditis spiculigera, 426 nucleotides. NCBI's taxonomy places the organism in Eukaryota, Metazoa, Nematoda, Chromadorea, Rhabditida, Rhabditidae. The record is from the annotation of a GenBank genome assembly.